AUGAAACCUCCAUCUCCAUCCACAAUCUCGUCCACGGUGACAUCUGUGUUUAAACCACGGCUUGAAUUCCCAAAAUACAACGUCACAAAGUCUAACUUCUUGGGUCACCACCGAGUGGCGCUCCAACGCAUGCGUGCUCUUUCUCAGGAUGUUGAUCUGCUUGUAGAGGUCCGUGAUGCGCGAGCCCCGCUCAGCACCCGAAACGGGCUUUUCUCUCGUGUUUUUAGUCAAAAUACCCCACGUGUCGUUCUUUAUUCGAAACGUGAUUUAAGUCCUCUUACUCAGGCUCAAGUCGAUGCCUGGCAUCCGGAGCGUAAUGGUGUCCUUGUGGACUGUAAUUCCAUGGGCGAUGUGCGCAAGGUUUUGCGCGUGGCAAAAGCUCUUGCUAAUAGAAUGGACCCGCCACCACCUCUUGGUGCUAAGAUCCUGGUUGCAGGUAUGCCCAAUGUAGGCAAGAGUACAUUUCUCAAUAAUCUGCGCACAGCUGGUACAUCUAUUAAAACUAAAGCUGCACAAACUGGUGGUCUUGCAGGUGUAACCCGAGGCAUUUCCAAUGAGAUUCGUAUAAGUUCAAACCCAAGCAUUUUUAUUUAUGAUACUCCUGGUGUGUUUGUACCCUAUGUCAGUGAUGAAAAGGCCAUGGUUGCGUUGGCUAUAACAGGCGCCAUGCGUACUUCCAUCAUCGAUCCAAUUAUUCAAGCAGACUAUCUUUUAUACCGCCUCAACCUGCAGUCUCCUGAUGGCAAGUUCUACAGUGAAUACCUGUCGCGUCCCACUAACAAUGUGCGCGAGUUACUCAAUGCUGUAUGGAUCAAGAAACUUAAGCCAAAGCAAAAGGGUGGCGGCUUUAACGAAGUUGGAGCAGCUGCGCUUUGGGUUGAUCGUUGGCGUCAAGGGUAUGAGGGUAAAGUGAUGCUGGAUAACAUUGACAAGUAUGCAGAUGGUACACGCAUUCAAGAGGCUUUGCUGGAUAAUUUUGACAUGGACUUUGAAGAGGAAUCUAAAAGAUGGAAAAAGAAGGAUGUGUUCCAGUAG
Molecule: messenger RNA, 1035 nt
Organism: Magnusiomyces paraingens
Lineage: Eukaryota; Fungi; Ascomycota; Dipodascomycetes; Dipodascales; Dipodascaceae
Exons: 2
Coding region: 1-1035 (344 amino acids)
Cellular component (GO): mitochondrion
Molecular function (GO): GTP binding; GTPase activity
Source: RefSeq, a predicted model, not a curated record